GCCGGCAGGUUUAGCAAAGGUCUCUGUCUAAUGGGUGUUUUCUUUUUCUUAGCCCUGCCCCUGGAUUGUCAGACGGCGGGCGUCUGCCUCUGAAGUUAGCAGCGAUUUCCUCUAGAGCCUGGCCUUAUCUCCAGCUGCACGUUGCCUGUGGGUGACUGAUCACACAAUAACAUUGUCUAGGGCUGGAAUAAAGUCGGAGCUGUUUACCCCCACUCUAUAGGGGUUCAAUAUAAAAAGCCGGCCGAGAGCUGUCUACACCAGACGCGCUCCUGCAUCCGCACCGGGCGAGCGGCGGAGCCUGCGGACCGGGUCUGCGCUGAGUCCCCGCGGGUUCUGCUCUGCGCUGCAGCCGCCGCUCCAGCGCCGUCCCCGCGGCCGGAGAAAGGGCCACCCGUCCCUGUCGCCGGUGAAAGAGCCACCCGGGCCGAGGGUAGCGCCCGACCCAACAGCCAGAGGCGCUUUGGGAGAUCCGCAGCCGUUUUCUUCGCUGUGCUUUGACCUCCGUUUGCAAGCAAGCAAGGUUUUUCUUUUCUUUUCCUUUUUUCUUUUUUUCUUUUUUUUGAUCCUGUUUCAAAAUGGAAUAUUUCCCCGUGAUCUUUGCUCUGCUGUUCGUGGCUUUCCAAGGAGCUCCAGAAACAGCUGUCUUGGGAGCAGAGCUCAGCUCACAGGCUGAGAAUGGGGGGGAUAAGCCCCCUCCCAGUGCAUCCUGGAGGCCCCGAAGGUCCAAGCGCUGUUCUUGUUCUUCCCUAAUGGACAAGGAGUGUGUCUACUUCUGCCACCUGGACAUCAUCUGGGUCAACACUCCCGAGCAUGUUGUUCCUUAUGGACUUGGGAGCCCUUCGAGGUCCAAGCGUUCCUUGGACUCAUUUCCCGCAAAGGCUGUCAACCACAGGACCAGAUGUCAAUGUGCUAGCCAAAAAGACAGGAAGUGCUGGAAUUUUUGCCAAGCAGGAAAAGAACUCAGGGUCCAAGACACUAUGGAGAAAGGCUGGGAUAACUAUAAGAAAGGAAAAGAUUGUCCCAAGCUCGGAAAGCAGUGCAUCUAUCAGCAGCUGGUGGAAAGAAGGAAAACAAGAAGAUUGGAGGCCAUCAGCAAUAGCAUCAAGACAUCUUUUCGUGUUGCAAAGUUGAAAGCUGAACUCUACAGAGACCAGAAGGUGACUCACAACCGAACACAUUGACUACAGACUUUCUGGACCUUUCCGAAGCUGCAACUUCCCUAGAGAGAGCCCGGUGGCCAACUCUGCACUCUCCCCACCCACUGGAAUCAGAGCAAGAGUAUCUGUUCUGCUCCAACCAUUUCUUGCUUCAGCCUGGCAGACCAAUAUCCUUGUUCCAAACAUUCAAAGAAAGGUUAGGAUGUUUCCCAACCUGUCUUCAUUUGCCUUCACUGGUAGUGACAGAUUUUGUCUCUUCUUGCUGUUUGGGAAUGACAGUGGACCUCUCAGAGAGCAGAGGCAUGAUGACAUUUGAAUUAGGGUGGCAUCUUCCAUAGAGAGAAAGGAGAUUCCACACCAGGGUGGAGUUUCUGCAGAAAGUCUUAAGGGAGUGUUUGUGUCUGACUCAGGCGCCUGGCACAUUUCAGGGAGAAACUCCAAAGUCUAUGCAAAGAUUUUUCUGAGGAAUGCACAAAUUGAAAACAUACUCGAAGGACAAACAUUCGAGUUAAAAAAAAAAAGGACAAAGACUUCUUUUUAAGUCAUAAAAUGCAAAACUCAAAGAAACUGUUACUACUGUACAUUAGGAUGUGUUUCAUGAAUCUGAGCCUACCUCACCUAUAUUGGCACUGUUUAAAUAUUUCCCACCUUUAAUUAUUAUCUCCCCAAACUCUUUCCUUUACCACCACCAGGCUCCCAAUUCCUCAUACCAAACCCAAUGUGUCAGUCUGUAGUACAUGAAACAUUGAAACAUUUCCAUGCUAAUCUGUUGGCUCUAAUCUAUGAGAGAAAAAGAAGAUCGAAUCAGGACCCUGUCUUUGACGUUUGGAAACAGUGGUAUAGGGCUGUUAAUGAAAGAUAUUAGAAAGUUGGUUAUGUUUUAAAGCAGUAAAACUGUUUUCCCUUAUGUAACUGGCUAAUGGAAGAGAUUAGAUUGAAUUUUGAUGUACUUAUUUUUUAUAGAUAUUUAUAUUCAAACAAUUUAUUCCUUAUAUUUACCAUGUUAAAUAUAUGUCUGGGCAGGCCAUAUUGGUCUAUGUAUUUUUUAAAAAAUGUAUUUCUGAAUGAAAUUGAAAACAUGCUUUGUUUUGCCUGUCAAGGUAACGAUUUUAGAAAAUAAAUAUUUUUCCCUACUGUA
Nannospalax galili (Upper Galilee mountains blind mole rat) is the source of this 2295-nucleotide messenger RNA. It is a transcript of the gene Edn1, whose product is annotated as endothelin 1. The record is from RefSeq and is a predicted model, not a curated record. Gene Ontology annotation, cellular component: extracellular region. The coding region runs from base 576 to 1181 and encodes 201 amino acids. Gene Ontology annotation, molecular function: hormone activity; endothelin B receptor binding; endothelin A receptor binding. Lineage: Eukaryota; Metazoa; Chordata; Mammalia; Rodentia; Spalacidae. The transcript has 5 exons. Gene Ontology annotation, biological process: regulation of vasoconstriction; vein smooth muscle contraction; intracellular calcium ion homeostasis.